Molecule: messenger RNA, 1319 nt
Organism: Triticum urartu
Lineage: Eukaryota; Viridiplantae; Streptophyta; Magnoliopsida; Poales; Poaceae
Source: RefSeq, a predicted model, not a curated record
GGAUCCGGACGCAUCCCAUAUCUCCUCCUCCCCCUCUCGUCUCCUGACCUAAUCUCGUGCUCCGGGCUUCAAUCGGCUGCCGCGUUGUAGUUGCGCGUCGCCGCCGAAGCCUGACACGCCAUCCGACCGGAGUCUCCGCCGCCCUGCCGCCCUGCCCCCCCCCCCCCCCCCCCCCCCCCCCCCCCCCCCCCCCCCCCCCCCCCCCCCCCCCCCCCCCCCCCCCCCCCCCCCCCCCCCCCCCCCCCCCCCGCCCCCCUUCAGGCCUCGUGCAGGCCGUUCCUCCUGCUCCGCCCUCCCUCGUGCGAACCUCCAUCCGCCCCGGCGGGUAUUCGUGUAGCGCCGGCCGUCCGGGGCUGCGCCGCGUCACUAGGGCAUCAACAUAGUCAAUUGGAGAGGCUUGGAGCUGCUUCAGCAUCCUCAGGAGAGCAGCAAACAAGAUAUGGAUUCAGUGCCACUCACUGCUGAAGCUAUUGCUUUUACUGAGAAAAAGAUGGACAUGACUCUGGAGGAUAUUAUUAAGAUGUCAAAGAAAAAAGGUCCUGCAGGCAAGAAAGCCCCUAGACAGCAGGUAAAAAAGCGUCCUUUUCAGAAUGGUAACAGUAAUCAAGGGAAGGCAAAGGUUCAGCGAUUUCAUGAGUCUAGAUCAUCUAUACGACAAGGUGUUCUGGCACAAAGGAGGUCAAAUCUUGAUGCAAAUCAGUUCCAAAUCACAAAGCAGGCUGCAAACAAGGCUGCUACUAUGCCUGUGCGCGGUAGGGCUGACAGAUGGAACAAACCAAGUGGCCCGUCUACCUCAGCACAGAGGAGGCCCGUAAGCGAGGCUCUUCAGAACAGCAAGGGUAAGGAGAUGCAGAAUGAGCCUCCAAGGACAAUGGAUGCGCUCUUUGCACAGAUGAAGCAGCAACGGAUGAGGGUCAUGCCACCGCAGCAACCAAAAGCUCCUACCAAUGGCCAUCAGUUUAACCAGCAGCGGCGUGGUCAGCAGCAGCGGCGAGGCAGAGGGGGAUAUGGUGUCCGCAGCGGUGGUGGUAACCGAUGAGCAUGGCACCCAUAUAGAACAUUAGAGCCCUUAUCACUGGUGUUCCUCGGAAGGGAGAAGCCUCACCCCUGGAAUUCUACCUGGCCAUGUGUUGCCUCUCGUAUUUGUAUUCUCUGCGAGCUGUGAACAGAAUCUUAACUGAAGUUUACAGGCAGUUUUCUAGUCGCUUGUUUCAAGUUUCAAUUUCCGAUGUGUAAUGGUCGAUGGAAUGUACGGGAAUUGUUUGCUAGUCCUUUGGUUCCUACCGCAUUAUUACAUAUGGGGAAUUGGUAUAUUAUUA